UGACACAACAUAUCAACAUAAUUUUGAUUAGUUUUGUUGAGGUGGAUGAAAACUGACUGAAAUCCUCCUUCUAUUGUGCAUUUAAUCAAUAUUCCAAUAAGUUUUUUGGUUUUCAAUUCAAGUCAAAGUACGUUUCCAUUCGUGUUGCACACAACAAAUACUAGAUUUGUUGAGAAAAUUCACAAAACAGAAAUCAUGUCACUAACACGACCACGAACUAGCAUCUUGGACAAGCCAUUGAGCCGAGGCAAAGGUGAAGUUUCAUUGAGCAGUUUUGCACUGUUGUUUUCCGAACUCGUGCAAUACUGUCAAAGUCGAGUGUUGACUGUUCCAGAAAUGCAGAACAGGCUUCAUGACUUGGGUAGAGAUGUCGGAACCCGUGUGAUUGAUCUGUAUUUUGUUCGAGAACGGAAUUCCAAACGUGAAACGAAACUAAUCAACAUGUUGCUGUUCAUUAAAACAACUCUGUGGAAAAGUCUCUUUGGCAAAGAAGCUGAAAAACUGGAGCAUGCAAAUGACGAUGAUCGAACGUAUUAUAUCAUUGAAAAAGAUCCACUGGUGAAUAAAUUCAUCAGUGUACCGAAAGAUAAGGGCUCAUUAAACUGUGCAACAUUCUCAGCUGGGAUAAUCGAAGCGGUACUCAGUAAUUGUGGAUUUCCUUGCAAAGUGACAGCACAUUGGCAUAAGGGAACGACCUAUAUGGUAAAAUUUGAAGACCAUGUCAUUUCCAGAGAUCGUCAACUGGAGGAGAAAUAAUAAAACUAAAUACUAAAUCAUGAAAUAAACAUUAAUUUAAGCUAAA
This is a messenger RNA of Sitodiplosis mosellana (orange wheat blossom midge), 802 nucleotides long. It is a transcript of the gene Trs31, whose product is annotated as trafficking protein particle complex subunit 5. The record is from RefSeq and is a predicted model, not a curated record. NCBI's taxonomy places the organism in Eukaryota, Metazoa, Arthropoda, Insecta, Diptera, Cecidomyiidae. Gene Ontology annotation, cellular component: TRAPPII protein complex; TRAPPI protein complex; TRAPPIII protein complex. The coding region runs from base 196 to 756 and encodes 186 amino acids. The transcript has 3 exons. Gene Ontology annotation, biological process: endoplasmic reticulum to Golgi vesicle-mediated transport.